AUGGCAUCAAGGGCAUUGGCAACAACUACUUUCCUCCUCGCUCUCAACCUUGUAUUCUUCACUCUUGUAAGUUCAACAUCUUGCCCACCACCACCAAAGAUCCCUAAGCCACAUAAAGAUCACCAACACAAACCCACAUGUCCUAAAGAUACACUCAAGCUAGGUGUGUGUGCAAAUGUGCUCAAUGACUUGGUUCACCUUGUCGUCGGUACACCAGCAACCACUCCUUGCUGCAGCCUCCUUGGCAACCUUGUAGAUCUUGAGGCAGCGGUUUGCCUAUGUACCGCCAUUAAAGCAAAUGUCUUGGGUAUCAAUCUUAAUGUGCCAGUUUCUUUGAGCUUGUUGCUUAAUGUCUGUGGAAAGAAGGUGCCAAAGGGCUUCAAAUGCGCAUAG
This is a messenger RNA of Lactuca saligna, 393 nucleotides long. Lineage: Eukaryota; Viridiplantae; Streptophyta; Magnoliopsida; Asterales; Asteraceae. The record is from the annotation of a GenBank genome assembly.